UACACACAUCCGAUGAAGCGCGUUCUAUUCUUUUCCGUUUGAGGCGUCUCCAUAGCAAUGCGAGGGAGCGCGCGUACUGGCGUCUGAACAGAGUGCUUCUGUUUCUCGAGUCAUUUCUACGACACUGAGUAUCAAACGUUUUUGAAAUAUGUUGUUGUUAACGUCAUUUCUGAAAAUAGCAGCUGUUAAACUCUAUAUUUGCCUUCAUCUGAUUAUUCAUCUGGACUUUAGAGGAGGUUUUCAGCACUAUACAGCAUACAUGGAUAUCUUCUUUCUGUUCUGCCAGUAUAGAGAGGUGUCAGGGUGAGCUCUGUUUAAAACCCUGUGGAAUUAGAUGACACAUUUCAGGUUACAGACUCACUGAGGUCAACUGCAAUAAGACCCGGCAUGUGACGUCACAUCCUAACAAAUAAAAUACCGAUUGGAUACUUGGUGGUAAAACGUUUACAUGCAUUCAUUUCCAAUGCACUUAUACAAUGCUUUUUCUCUCAUGCUGUUAUUUCUCAAAGCAGCUGUCAAUCAGUAAAGUGGUCAGACAGGAAAUCUCACUACAAGAAGAACAAAACUCCAACCAACCAUGGCACGCACAAGGACUAAUGAUGACAUGCAGUACACUUUCUCUGUCAGCUCCAAAAAGCAGCUAAUGGAACAAUUACACUCUGAACAGAAGGAGGCUUAUUCCAUAACACAGCCACUGCUGGAAACUGAGACUGGAUUCAUAAAGAAUCUAGAGCACUACCUAAAUCACAGAGACACAUUAGCCCUGAAGAAGCGCGAGCUGCUCCAUAAACGCUGGACAGAGUGUGUGUGGCUGACUGUACAGAGCAGCAUCGCACAACACUUUACACAGCACGGCUACAAUGAGACAAAGAACAUGAGGAGCAUGCACACACAGUAUAUCAACUAUUGUAAUGCAAAGGGCUUUGUGUUUUUAGAGACCUACGAUCCUUCAGAGUACAACCCAUUCCUGCAUCAUUUCAACAGACCACAGCAUCACAAAGUUUUAACUCCACCGUUGCAGGAUCCACUAUCUCUUCAAUCUCGAGGCAUGAUUAAGGAUAAAAUGGCAAUACUUCGCUGCCAAACAGGCUGUGUUUAUCAUCAUCGGCGGGUGGAUGAAUGUUCUCAGAGUUUACCUGUUUCUCAGCAUAGUCUUACAAAGCCACAUGCCAAACCCUCCGGAGACACUGCGUCAGAACGACUUUGGGGGGACAACAGUAGGUGGGGAUCAAGGAGACAAGGAACUCCAUGUGUGUCUACGGCAGACGGACGGUGCUUUCAGCCUCAGUGCUGGUCUUCUCGAAAUUCAUCACGUCAUGUUCUUCCUCUAUGAAGAUGUGAAGUGCUAUUUCUAAAAAUGGUGCUCUUGUUUUAUUGAAUUACUAUGAAAGUGCAAUAAACAAUAAUGUAUCCAGUAUAUGUGGUGCUUUAUUAAU
Messenger RNA from Triplophysa rosa, 1436 nucleotides. RefSeq names its product family with sequence similarity 228 member A (gene fam228a). The transcript has 7 exons. The record is from RefSeq and is a predicted model, not a curated record. Lineage: Eukaryota; Metazoa; Chordata; Actinopteri; Cypriniformes; Nemacheilidae. The coding region runs from base 578 to 1333 and encodes 251 amino acids.